This is a messenger RNA of Aspergillus tubingensis, 2373 nucleotides long. Its product is annotated as DUF4246 domain-containing protein. The record is from RefSeq and is a predicted model, not a curated record. NCBI's taxonomy places the organism in Eukaryota, Fungi, Ascomycota, Eurotiomycetes, Eurotiales, Aspergillaceae. The transcript has a single exon. The coding region runs from base 1 to 2373 and encodes 790 amino acids.
AUGGACAAUGAAUCUCCUUCCUCGACUGCCACGGGUGAGAAGUCCACCCACGAGCCCCCAAUCAUUUCUUUCGGUAACAGCGGUGACGGCCCGCUUCGGGUGCCCGGGUUUGGUGCCAUCCCUCUGGAUUACGAGCUACCAUCCGACGCGCGCUUUGCUCAUGGAAUCAAAGAGUGGCGCCAGGCGCCAGCUGUCACGGCACGUGAGCUGGCAAUGACUGCAGUAAUGAAUCGUCUGACCGACCGUCCAAACUGGCAUGUCGAUGUCUUCGAUGAUGUGGCCGUGGCGCACUGGCGGCAAGACAGCACUGCCUCCAUCGCUAUGAAUCCCCUCUUGAGUGACCGGGCCUGGGAGUGGUGCGUGCAGGAACUACGCGACAAAGCCACCGAGUUCCAGCAAAAGGGGCAUAUCCGGGUGUUGGACACUGGAUCCUGUGUCUGCAAGUCUGAUCAUAUUCCCGCACUUCAAACGGGGGAGCUAGCCGGCGAGUUCCGACGUGCAGUAAAACCGGUGCUUCGAUCCCUCAUGGAAUCCGGGCUGUUGGAUUGGCGGUCAAGGAAUAGAUUAAGUAUCGUCGACCCGACCUUGUUUCCGCUGGUUUAUGGGCAUAGCUUGGUCUUGACUGAUGGUGGUCGGGUGGAAGUAGCGAAUAUGCUUGGCGCGUAUCAGGGUGCGACAUCCCUUGCGCCUACUCAUGUCGACAAGAGGACGGAUUCGGCGGACCUUCAGAGGCAAAUUGAUAACUGGCCAGAGGCGUGGUGGUCACUGAGUGUCGACCAUGAAACAGUUCCUCAUUAUCGAUGGAGCGCGAAUUAUCAGGUUCUGCCAUCCGAAGUGGAGUUUAUAGGGGAUGCAGGAUCGACGCAAGUGCGCCUCGCCUCAUACAUCAAUAAUCUACACCCUAUGCACCGGGGCCUGUACCGUGCAAUCGAAACAUUAAUAGGCCGGGCAAUACCGUUAUGGAACGACUGCUUGGUCCAGGGACAGCGCGGCUGGACGGAUAUCAUGAACCAAGGCCAGCUGGGACCUGUGCCGCUACGGAUAAUCACGUAUGGGCCAGAGUGGGAGAAUGAACUUCCCGAAUGCUUGCUCGCCUUCCGGAUCCCAAGUGAAACAAGGAGGCUGAGGUACCGCAGAUACCGAGAACAGCUCUUGAACAGUGCGGAAGAUAACACAGCCGAGGGUCGCAAAAGGUACAAAUUUGCAAAAAUACAACUGAUACACUUGUCAGACGUUCCAAGGGAUGAAAAAAAGGAGUUACCAUCCCCAGAUUCACACCUCUGGCAACGCGCAAAGGAGUAUCUCGAACUCCCUGAAGAUGGAUCAGCCACCCCGGUUCCUGCCCCGGAUGAUUGGCAGCAGAAGACUUGGAGUGCAAUUGAACGCAAGGCCGAGCGAGUGGUUCGUUUUCGUCACCCGGAGCCAGGGACGGCAUUUUCUUACGAAGAGUGGAAGACGGGGCGUCACCAUGAAAGAGCUGUGGUUGAUUUAGUGCGCAAGCGGAAAGAGUGGCGCUGUAUACCUUACAAUCCAUUCACGCCUCCCCACAAGCCGUAUACCAUUCGGCUCGAGGAUAUGUUCCGCUCGCAAGGAUUGCAGGUAAUUGUGAAUAUGGAAAACAUUGAGCUUACCCCUGAAAGUCCGGACUACAAAGGGACCGACUGGCACAUGGAAGGCCAGCUUAACGAACAUCUUGUAGCUAUCGCCGUCUUUGCAUAUGAUAUCGACAAUAUAACGGAACCCAAAAUUGCCUUCCGACAGAAUAGUAAGCUGGAUGAAACCUUCUACCAUUAUAGAGCGAAGAACAAACAUGGAAAAAGGUGGGAUCGACUAUCGCUGCCGGCCCACAGAUAUGGGAAAGAUUGUUGGUCCGAUUUGAAAGAAAUAGCGGAGAUACUGGGAAUUCCCGCCUGGGACCUCCAUACUGAAAAUUGGGAUUCCAGAACAUGGCAGGACACGGGUGUGGUCUCGGUCGCGCAAGGGCGUUUAAUCACAUUUCCAAACAUACUAGAGCACCGUGCCGAGCCCGUCUCUCUAGCUGACCGGUGUCGCCCGGGGCAUUAUCGUUACAUCAAGUUAUAUCUAGUUGACCCCCAUUAUCGCGUCUGCUCUACCCGCAAUGUGCCGCCCCAGCAACAUCACUGGUGGGCACAAGCCGUGGGUGAGGAUCUGAGUGCUGCUGGACUACCCCUUGAGAUGAUUGAUCAGAUCAUGAAAGAGACUGGCAGCUGGCCUAUGGGAUCGCCGGAAGCUCGGCGGCACCGCCGCGCCUUUUUGAAUGAGCAUCGCUGGAACAACAUGGUCAGGAUGAGAGAAAUGGAAUUUCCAUACUUCGAUUGUUGGCCAUACACAGUAACGGAGAGGCUUCAAUGA